CCAUCGAAACCUGGGGUUUUUGAUGUUGUUGUUGUGUAUUUUGAAGGGUUCACUUCGUCCUCUCUUUUUGAUAUUGUCAGUUCGUCCAUCCAGGUGAUGGUAGGUGGUCUAGUUCUUCAUUUCUGAAUAGCAUUUUGUUUUUGGUUUGAUCAACGGCCUUUCUUUGAUACCCCUUUUCUGUCAAAAUGCGUUAUCUCUCCUUUUCAGUUUUUGCCCUAGGUAUCACCACCACCUCCGCCACCAUCCUCGUCUCGGACGGACACGGCGGCGUCAUCCACAACCCUCGGUACACCCACCAAAGAAUCGACAGCCGCAAUGUCAAGAUCGACAACCUCGCCCUCCACGCCGCGGUCCGAAGGUUCAACGUUGAGCAACUCCAGAACCUGACGAGCACCCUCCCCGUGUUGAUACCCCGACAGGCGGCAAACCUCCAGGUUUUUACCUCCGCCCUGGGGGGGGCUACGGCGCCUGCUAUUACCAACUCGGGUGAUCCUGACAGACCGUUUGCUGUCGACGGGGAUACCUUUCCCGAUUUUGCGACGGCGAGCAACAGGGCUUGUGACAACCAGAAGAAUGCCUGUGCCAAGAUUGCGAAUGAGGGGGGCCAGAGGGACGGGGAGUUGACGGUGGGGGAGUGUGACAGGCAGAUGGAACAAUGCAAGAGUGCGGCGCUUUCGGCAGCCAACAGAUCUUUUGAUGGCGCCGCGGGUGAGCAGCAGCAGCAGCAGCCACCGCCGCAGCAAGGGGGCGGUCGUGGUGAUGAUGGAGGACAGAGGCAGGAUCCGAAUCGGGGGCAGGAUCAGGGGCAGGAUCAGGGGCAGGAUCAAGGGCAGGAUCAGGGACAGGAUCAAGGGCAGGAUCAGGGACAGGAGGAACAGGCGCCGCCCGAGUCGGUGCUGGUUAGUUCGGAUGAGAAUUUUGAUUUCUUCUGUGAUGUUUAGGCCUGGGAGUUCGGGAGGCGUGGGAGACUGAUGUUUUUUCUUUUGUGGGUAUUUACAGCAAGGGAACCGGGCAGGCAAUGGUUGGUGUAAGUGACGAGGAGGCCGGGAUUGGGCAACCUGGAGCACUGCUGUUUCAGACAACUCGCCAUUGGGCACGGAAUCAGGCGUGGGAGGCGGUUUUCCGCCUUUUUGUACAUCAAUGGUAUUACUGGUUGUAGGGUGUUUAUGAAGAUGCCACGAAGGCCUGGGUUUUGCUCAUCUGAAUUCCAUUCCAUGAGGCGAGAUGGCUAUCCCUACCGUUGCUGCA
Messenger RNA from Podospora bellae-mahoneyi, 1248 nucleotides. RefSeq lists its product as uncharacterized. The transcript has 2 exons. NCBI's taxonomy places the organism in Eukaryota, Fungi, Ascomycota, Sordariomycetes, Sordariales, Podosporaceae. The record is from RefSeq and is a predicted model, not a curated record. Bases 186 to 941 code for a protein of 251 amino acids.